AUGCCUUUAGAACUUCGACGCUUGUUGGCCCACCACAUUCACGACGGUGCUAGCACCGAAACAUACAGCCGAGAUGUUCUCGCACCGGCAGCUCGAGAAUUGGAAGAGAUCCUCACAGCUAUUCAAAGCGGUGAGCUCCUCCCUGAUGCGACAUGCUCACAGACCAGGGCCCAUGCGACGACGCUGCUCGAGUUGCCCGCGCAGCCACAGGACGCCGGGGACGGGCAGGAGGUGCCAAUCGGAGAACUCCUCGCCCAAGAGCCCGCGGGCGGCCCAUUGGACAGCCGGCUUUCUCGCUGA
Messenger RNA from Symbiodinium natans, 300 nucleotides. Lineage: Eukaryota; Dinophyceae; Suessiales; Symbiodiniaceae. The record is from the annotation of a GenBank genome assembly.